Zootoca vivipara (common lizard) is the source of this 4913-nucleotide messenger RNA. It is a transcript of the gene TNFRSF19, whose product is annotated as TNF receptor superfamily member 19. The record is from RefSeq and is a predicted model, not a curated record. Gene Ontology annotation, cellular component: plasma membrane. Gene Ontology annotation, biological process: positive regulation of canonical NF-kappaB signal transduction; positive regulation of JNK cascade. NCBI's taxonomy places the organism in Eukaryota, Metazoa, Chordata, Lepidosauria, Squamata, Lacertidae. Gene Ontology annotation, molecular function: protein binding; signaling receptor activity.
AAAAGGAGUUCCUGAAGGCAUAAUAUCUGAAAACCACUGCAUCACAUGAAGAGUCAGGCAUAUUGCAAGGUAUUUCAGUAGUAGCAAGUGACUGACACUUUAAUUCCAAAGAUUGAUAGAAAACAACACGGCAAUCAGAGUCAAGUUCUCUUUGCUACUCCACAAUGAAACAUCUAAUAUUACCAAAGAGAGUCAGUGAUGGCUUUUCUGUCCUAGAAAUCCAAAUGCAAAUUUGCACUAGCACAAAAACAUUUUAGAUUGCCCUGUAUCGGUGCUUUUAGCUUUAAAGUGCGCUGUGGCUAGUUCAUUAGCUUUACCGAUACAUGCAGCAGCUAGCAAUACUCUUGUUCAAAGCACAGCAGUUGUACUGAUGGUCCCAGGUGCAUUUUCAGCUUAAAUAUAUUACAGCACAAUCCUAUGCAAGUCUUAUACAGCAAUGCCAACCAGGCAGAUAUGCCAGUAUCACCUGUGCAAAUUCACUUGCAUCCUAACUAUUCAGAGUUUGUAGAGCGGGUGCAAUGUGGACUUUCAUUUUGUUCCUUUCCAAUUUUAUCCUAUAUGGUGAAUUCUAGUUACACCUGCAUUUUUGUGGUUAAGUUAUCCCAAGCACCACAUGAAGAACCAGUAAACAGUUAGGAUGCAGCUUAACUGUAUCAGAAAAGCACACAGCCAAUUUGGUUGCCAAUAAAUAUUCCUGCAGACAUUUCUGAGAUCAUGGUCUUUCAAACAAGUGACUUUGUUGUCUUACUUUAAAUGUUGUGAUGAGCCUAUGCCCUUUUAAAAAUGUGGUUUGGGGGGGUUAUUAGGGUUGUUGUUUUUAUUUUGAUGAUGUAUUUUGUGGUUUUAUAUUUUGAUUCUAUUCUGUGAAGUGUCUUGAGACUCCAGGGUAUAGGGUGGUAUAUAAAUUCAAUUAAUAAGAAUAAGAAUAAUAAUCCCACUUCCCACCAUACACAAGCCCCUUUUUGUCGGUUUACACUGGCAUGAUUUGCACCAGCUUUCUUUCAACUAGCAUAAAUAGAUAAAACUGGAGGCGCGGGAGAGAGCCGUAGAAGUGAGAGAAAAGAAACAGACAUCCUCUCCCAUAUCCUAUCCCUUCCUGCAGCACUACUCAGAAGUAAAUCUGACUCUGAAUACUCGCAUUUACAUAGGAUUAUCGUUGCAGCAGGAAUUAUAUCUUUAUAUUGCUUUUAAUUAUCACCUGCCCCAAGAAGGUGACCUUUGCGAAAUGAAAUCGCAAGGCUGCCGUUGCAAGAUCAGAAAUUCCGAAUAUAAAAGUGGUAGGCAAGGGGUGAAGGGUGGCGACAGAUGGCUGGCAAUGCACAAACUACCGAUGCUUCAUCCAGCCCACAUCACAGAAACGGCUCCCCCUCCCCUUUGCCUUUUAAUGUUGGGGGGAGCUGGAGACCCUUAUCAGCCACACUCAAUAGAAAUCAUACCCCACCACGUACCCGGCUUUCAAAACUCCCGCUUGCCAAGCGGCGCGUGGUGGUGGAUAGGCCCCAACGGCUCCUCCCACCCCCCUUUCAACCGUCACUGCGGCCGCCUCGAGUUUUAAGCGUUGCCGCCUCCCGGGAGGGUCACGUGGCGUGACGGCCUGCGAUUGGCCCGUGCUUCCCAGCGCUGAGAAGGAGGUGGAGCAGCAGCGGGUGGUUGCCUAGGUUACGAGAGGGAGCUGCGGGGCAGAAAGAGAGGCGGCGGGUGGGCUGGCGAAAGCGGAGGAGCCACUGUGGGGCUGGAUGGGAGCCUCGCGCAGCGGCAACAGCAGCAGCCGGUGGCGGGCGGCUGGCAUAACCGUCACGGACACCCCGCCGCCUCUAAGCUUUUUCUUCUUCUUCUUCUUUCUUUCCUGGUGGGUUUUUGCUGCGCUCGCCGAGCCAAGUGGCGGACCACAAUGACGAUUUAGUACUUCGUUAAAGAAAAGACUUCAGAAAUGGAUACAAAAAGGUCACAGUGGCAUUCUAGCAUGCUGAAGUUGCUGAUACUUCUAAUAUGUUUUACAAAUACUGUAAUUUGUGAAACUGGAGACUGUAGAGAGCAAGAGUUCAGGAAUCAUGAUGGAAACUGUAUGCUAUGCAAACAAUGUGGACCUGGCAUGGAACUGUCUAAGGAAUGUGGCUUUGGAUAUGGGGAGGAUGCCCAGUGCAUGACAUGCAGACCAAACAGAUUCAAGGAGGACAGGGGCUUUCAGAAGUGCAAACCAUGUUUGGACUGCGCUCUAAUAAAUCGAUUUCAGAAAGCCAAUUGUUCUGCUACCAGCAAUGCUGUUUGUGGAGACUGCUUACCAGGAUUCUAUAGAAAAACCAAGCUUGGGGGCUUUCAGGAUAUGGAAUGUGUUCCUUGUGGUGACCCUCCACCUCCUUAUGAACCUCACUGCACUACAAAAGUGAAUCUGGUGAAAAUCCCAUCAACUGCUUCCAGUCCACGAGACACUGCUUUAGCUGCUGUGAUAUGCAGUGCACUGGCAACUGUACUGUUAGCACUCCUCAUCCUUUGUGUUAUCUAUUGUAAAAGGCAAUUCAUGGAAAAGAAGCCAAGCUGGUCUGUGAGAUCACAGGAUAUUCACUAUGAAGGCUCUGAGCUUUCAUGUUUUGACAGACCACAACUUAAUGUGUAUGCUCAUAGAACAUGCUGCCAGUGUCAGCAGGACCCAUCACAGAUAUGUCGACCAGUGCAUUUGAUUCCAUCCCUGUGCUGUGAUGAGACAUGUAGCCUGGAACACAGCUGCCAUAGCUGCCCUUUUCACUCUCGGAAUACACUUCAUGAAAGGAAUUCUAAUUCUGUUGGGGAAAUGAUUCCAGCAUUUCUCGGUUCUCUUUCACAUUCAACCUGUGGAGAUCUUUCAGAUGCCUGGCCUCUUAUCCAAAAUCCAGCUUGCUGUGAUAGUAUUUCUUUCUGUGAGUCAUACCCUGAGCUAACAGGAGAAGAUGAAAAUUCUUUCAGCCUAGAGACUGAAAAAACAGCCAUUGUGGAUUCAGAUAACGAACAGGAUUUAAGGGUUUUCAUGUCUACAAAGUCUCAUUUUGGAAGCUUGACAGAAUCAACUGAACUUUCCAGUAAGAGUCCUUCCAGUAUCACUGCUUCAUUAAACCAGUUCUUAACUGCUGAACCACUGUCAACAACAGAGCUUGACCAAACAAUUAGUGAUUCUAUAAAUUGAUGGCCAGGAAUCUAAAGGACCUUUCUUGGCAGCCUUUAAACUGAAUGCUUCCCAACGUGCUUCUCUUUGAAUGCUUGUGGAUGGAAUGUGGCCUGGAUCUCGAUGUUACAAGGUUUCAGAAACAGCUGAACUAAAUUGGCAGCAUUUCAAAGCUCUCUCGGGCAGUUGCAUUUGAAAUACAGCAGCUGUAUGAGAAAACUUCAAGGAGCAGCUUGGUACUCUGUCUCUUUUCUAAACAGCAAGCUUCUGUGUCUCAUUGACACAAGGAAAGUUUGCAGGACUGAUCUUACUGCUAAGCAGAUUAUGUAAAUAUAAAGAGCAAUAGAAUUGUGUGUGUGUGUGUGUGUGUGUGUGUGGCUACUAAUAGCAGGUGUUUGUCAUUUUUUCUGUUAGCAAAAGGAAGCAUUUAACAGGAUUUUCAACAAGCUGUACUGAGUUAAUACAUAAUAGGCCAAAUAUACAACAGUAAAAAGAAUCUCAUUUUAAAAAUACAUAAAAUGAAACUUCAUUGUGAACUUGGGAACUUUGGGAUCUGCCUGUUACAGUACAGAAUGCGUAAAUACUUGUGUGGAGAAAACAUGCUGUGAAGAUUGCAAGACUAUACUAAAGUGCUUUUUUCACAGCUAUUUACAGUGCAAUCCUAUGCAUGUUUACUUAGAAUUCUAAGUCUCACUGUAUUCAGAGAUGCAUAUUCCCAGAUACAUGUGCAGUUCUAAUGUGGCAGCAACUUUGCUUGCCAAAAGUUGUUAACUCCAACUCCCAGCCAGGUAUUUCUCCCAUACUUUUUUUGCAUUUCUAUGAUGGUGUGCUAAAACUGUGGGUACUUUGGCAGGAAAGUUAAAUACUUUUAAGUCCUAUUGAUUUCAUUUGGAGUGCUUAUGAGUAGUGCUGACUCUCACAAUAAUACCAGGAGGACUUGAAGUGUUUGCUUUUGGCUAAACUAUAUCCUGUAUAUUUUUUAAACUUUGAAACAAAGAACCGAGACUUUUGUGUUAUAUUUAGUGGAGAAUCCUUUAGUACCAUUGAAAAAUUAAGGCUGUAGUCCUGUAUACACACCAAUGUGGGAAGCAAGCCUCCUUGAAUCAUAGAAUCAGAGUUGGAAGGGACCUUGAGGAUCAUCUAGUCCAACCCCUUCCAACUAAAGCAUCCAUGACAGAAGGCCAUUCAACCUCUGCUUAAAAAAUACGUGGAGUUUAGUUUCAAGCAAACAUCCAAUGAAAUUAUACUAUGUUAGAAAACUGUUACAAAAUUCAUGUUUUUAUGUGCUAGUGAAAACCUGCAAAUAAUACAUAUACUUUUUUGCAUGAAGAACCAUAUAUGUGUGUAAACUUUGUAAAUAAAAUAAUCCAAUGUGCAUUUCAGUAUUCUGCAAAAUGGUUAAGACUAUGCGUGGAGACUACUGUUUACCUCUAAAAACUGCUUUCAAAAGGCCUGUGGUAUGUGCCCCAUUGUAAUGAAGAUCAAAAGUUUGAAGCAAGAACAGGAUUUUAAAAUGUGCAUAUUGUGUAAAUGCAGUUUACAAAAUGUUUGAUUCAACCAAAUUGGUCUUGAUUAUGUUGCCUAUGGCAAGCAAUUUUGUAUAUGCCAAUAGAAAACAUACACUGAAUUUUUUAUACUAUUUGCUUUCAAACAAAAAUGCUUUCCCAAUAUUCUUUUACAUGCAGGAAUUCAAAGGGGUGGACGAAGACUGUAAAUUACAAUUUUGUGUAUAUGUUUAUAUAUUUUUCUAUUUGUUAAUAAAUAGUCAUUUAAAUAC